Messenger RNA from Aspergillus aculeatus ATCC 16872, 1551 nucleotides. RefSeq names its product flavin-containing monooxygenase. The record is from RefSeq and is a predicted model, not a curated record. The coding region runs from base 1 to 1551 and encodes 516 amino acids. Gene Ontology annotation, molecular function: flavin adenine dinucleotide binding; N,N-dimethylaniline monooxygenase activity; NADP binding. The transcript is spliced from 5 exons. NCBI's taxonomy places the organism in Eukaryota, Fungi, Ascomycota, Eurotiomycetes, Eurotiales, Aspergillaceae.
AUGGCUUCUAAAGACCCCCUAUCCCCCCUCCGGCCUGAAAUACCAUCAUACAGCCAAAUCGCCUGCAUUGGCACUGGAUUGUCAGCAGUCGCCCUAGGUGCGACCCUGCAGCGAUGGUAUAAUAUCGAAGAUAUUCGUUUCUUUGAUAGACAUCCCGAGAGUGGGGGAACAUGGUACAUCAAUUCCUACCCUGGGUGCGGCUGCGACGUGCCCAGCGCGCUGUACAGUUACUCGUUCGAAUUGAACGCCAACUGGACCAAAAUGUUGCCUUCCAACCAGGAGAUCAAGCAGUAUCAUGAAUGUGUUAUGGAUAAAUAUCACCUCCGCGAGAAGAUGGUGCUCUCUACCGAAGUCACCCAAUGCGUGUGGAGAGACGAUGCGGCUCGAUGGCUCCUCUACUUACGGGAUGUCAAGACGGGUCGCGAAUUCACUCACGAAUGUCAGAUCCUGUUCGCUGCCAGUGGUCAACUGGUGAAGCCUCGUCGCUGCGAGAUUCCCGGAUCAGAGGAGUUUCGUGGUGCCAUCUUUCACUCCGCGCGAUGGGACCAUAGUGUUAGCUUGGAUGGGAAGAAGGUGAUUGUCAUUGGGAACGGCUGCACAGCGGCCCAGAUUGUGCCUGCCAUCGCUGGCAAAGUGGAGUCGCUGACUCAAAUCAUUCGAUCCAAACACUGGGUUUCCCCGACGCAUAAUUUCGCCUACCCGCCUCUCCUGCAAUGGAUCUUCCGUUACAUCCCCUUCACGAUGAGAUUGCAUCGUCUGCACAUCUUCCUCGCGGCGGAAAGCGACUACUUUCUCUUUCCCAUGACCAAGGCAGCCGCCCGACUGCGAGCGCAGCGCAAGGCCAAACUGGAGAAGUACAUGCGGGCUACUGCUCCGGCCAAGUAUCAUGAUCUUCUGAUCCCCGACUUUGAUGUCGGCUGCAAGCGGCGCAUCAUCGACUGCGGCUAUCUCGACUCUCUGCACAAUGACAAAACCACCCUAUCCAAUGUCCAAAUCGACAAGAUCAUCCCCGAAGGUAUCCAAACAAAGCAGGGAGAUGUCAUCCCCGCCGACGUGAUUGUGCUUGCCACUGGCUUCGAGACCAAUACCUUCACCCCAUACAUGAACAUCGUUGGUCGCAACCGGGUGAGCCUGAGCGAGCAUUGGGCCCAGUAUGGCGGUCCGUCCGCCUACAAUUGCUCCGUCAUGAGCGGGUUCCCAAAUUUCUUUCUGCUGCUUGGACCGAAUGCGGCCACGGGCCAUACUUCGGCCUUGAUGGCGGCAGAGAACUCUAUCAAUUAUGCACUUCGCACCUUGAAGCCUGUUCUGAGCGGCUCUGCCUCGGCUGUGGAAAUCAAACAGGAAGCCGAGAGAAGCUAUGUCUACUGGGUGCAGGACGCACUCCGAAAGCGGGUGUGGAAUGCUGGUUGUGUUUCGUGGUACCUAAACGAAUCGAAGUGGAAUUCGAUGUCUUAUCCUUGGACGCAGGCGCAUUUCUGGUGGCGCAGCCUGUUCCCGACGUGGUCGGAUUGGCAUAUCAGGGUAAGGCGGCAGGUCUUUUCCUUUCUAUAA